CCCUGGUAGUAAGGAUAGAAGCAGCGAGCGAGAGUGAGCAACAGAGAAAGAGAGAUAUGGUGAGGAUUAUUCCCAUGGCUGCUGCUUCUUCCUCUCUGCAUCUCGCUUCUUUCCGCCCUCUUUCUCUCUCUUCCCUCUCUUCCUGCCGUUCCUCAUCAGCAGCCGCUGCUGCCCGGCUCGCCGUCUCUCUCUCCGCCCCCAAUUCCAACCCUUCCCGAAGGCUUGCUCUCUUCCAUCUCGGCAGCGCUAUUCCACAGGCACAGUUAUUUGGAAUGAAAACACCCAAGCUGUUAAGAGCAGAAGGAAACAGUAUAGAAGCUGGGACAGCUGGAAAUAUAGCGCAAGCAAGCACAGCUAUUGGCCAAGAAAAUGUCUUAGAGUGGGUGAAAAAGGAUAGAAGGAGACUGCUUCAUGUUGUUUAUCGUGUUGGGGACUUGGACAGGACUAUAAAAUUCUAUACGGAGUGCUUGGGAAUGAAGCUGUUGCGGAAACGAGACAUACCUGAGGAAAGAUACACGAAUGCUUUUCUUGGAUAUGGGCCCGAAGAUUCACAUUUUGUUGUGGAACUCACUUAUAAUUAUGGAGUAGACAAGUACGAUAUUGGGACAGGUUUUGGUCAUUUUGGAAUCGCAGUUGAGGAUGUUUCCAAGACUGUGGAUCUUAUAAAAGCUAAGGGGGGGAAGGUUACCAGGGAACCUGGUCCUGUCAAAGGCGGCAAGACUGUAAUUGCUUUUAUUGAAGAUCCUGAUGGUUAUAAGUUUGAACUCUUGGAAAGGGGGCCUACACCAGAGCCCUUGUGUCAAGUGAUGCUUCGGGUAGGAGAUCUUGAUCGUUCCAUAAAUUUUUACGAGAAGGCUUUUGGCAUGGAGCUUCUUCGCAAAAGAGAUAAUCCAGAGUACAAGUAUACUGUUGCAAUGAUGGGUUAUGGUCCCGAGGAUAAAAGUGCAGUUCUGGAGCUGACAUACAACUAUGGGGUUACAGAAUAUGACAAAGGGAAUGGUUAUGCACAGAUCGCUAUAGGCACGGAUGAUGUUUAUAAAACUGCGGAAGCGAUUAAACUAUGUGGGGGGACGAUUACUCGUGAACCUGGACCUCUGCCUGGCAUCAACACCAAGAUCACUGCCUGUUUGGAUCCUGAUGGCUGGAAAUCGGUCUUUGUUGAUAACAUAGAUUUCUCCAAGGAAUUGGAAUGAAUACAGACUGGCAGUAGAUGCAUGAGCUUCUCAUGGCCAUCUCCAUGCAGAGAGUAUCCUCGCUGUUUGGCCAUUUGAUGUGGCCUUUUGCAGGAUUGAUUCUUCUGGAAAGCACUGUAAGAAAAUGCGUUCAUCCCAGUUUGUAGAUAAGUCAUCUCACCUGCUGUAGUAGCAAUGUUAAUAAGCGUAUUUUGAUGGCUCUAUAACGAUGUAGGCGUAUUAUAAUGAGAUGAUUUUCAAUCCGUUCUUUGAUUUAUUAAUAAUAAUAAAUAAAUAAUAAAAAACAAAAACUGGUCUAACUUCCUGAUUUUCUUUCACUGCAACUAGUAAAUGGGUGUAAUUAGGGGGCAAGUAUGCAAGUGGAAUCUUAUCAAUAAUUGCAUUUGGGGAAUAAACAUCUUAAUUAGAGUCA
This is a messenger RNA of Magnolia sinica, 1605 nucleotides long. RefSeq names its product probable lactoylglutathione lyase, chloroplastic. The coding region runs from base 57 to 1193 and encodes 378 amino acids. The record is from RefSeq and is a predicted model, not a curated record. The transcript is spliced from 9 exons. Gene Ontology annotation, molecular function: lactoylglutathione lyase activity; metal ion binding. Gene Ontology annotation, cellular component: cytoplasm. NCBI's taxonomy places the organism in Eukaryota, Viridiplantae, Streptophyta, Magnoliopsida, Magnoliales, Magnoliaceae.